UCGCAACAUUAAAAGCAGGGAUGACAAAAUAGGUUAAAAUGAAGAGAAUGAUAGCAUAGGCCUUGUGCCUUGGUUGCAAUUCCAAAUUCCAAAUGAAGAUGGGAAGCAGCAACAACAACAAUAAGAAGAUGGAUUUCUCAGAAGAAACGUUUCCACUUCCACCGCUCCUAAUUCGUAACCUAAUUGUCUCAUUCGUAAACAACGCCGAUAAGUCUCUCAUACACUACGCCCAAAAAUACAAGCUCCUCGAAACGCUGCGUUUUAUAAUCGUAGGCUUCUACCUUUUCUUCAUUCGUUUCGUCCCUUCAUUCUUCAUCAACUUACUCUACCCUCCACAUCAACAACGCAAAUACGACGUCGUUUCACUCAAUGGCCUUACCAACCCCGAUAACAAGAAGCUCCUCGCCUACGACCCCGUCCACAGCAACCAGCUUGCGUGCGAUUCACGCUCCCCGGGAAACGACACUCCAAUCGGCCGCGCACUCUCUCAGCUUCUCAUCAGCGUCAAUGAUAUUCCCGUCAGUUCCAGAAAGUACGAGGUUGUUCGCUCCCUUGCGGAUAGGAUCAUCGACGAUAACCACUCCGACGGAGUCCCCUCGCUGCGUGAGGUUAACCGCGUCGUGCUUUCGGCGGCGUUUGAGAGGGCGCUCAGGCAGCUGGAGGCGGCGGUGGCCGAGCUAGGGGACGGUUACGACGACGGGGAUUUUCACCGCAUGAGGAAGGUUCUCAAGGCGGUGAAGACGGUGGGCAUGAGGGUUGCGGGAGCAGGAGUCGCAGCGGGAAGCGGAGAGUCGGGGAAUUUGGUUGGGAUUCCGGUGGAGAAGCUGGCGGCAGAGGUUUUGUGGAUGGGUCAGAAGCUGGCGGCGUGCGGAUUCCCUGAGGAAGCUGUGUGGCGGUGGGCGGCGGCGCGUAAUUUGGGUUUGCUGGCGCUGACGGCGGACCCGCGUUUGCAGUGUUCUCUGGUCAAACUGACAGCAUUCUUGUUCAAGGAAGCCAAAAACAUGGCGCAAGACGAAAUAGAUGAAGGCAAAGUGAAGGUAUACAUGCAAGUGAAGUUCAGGUUGCUACAGUCAUGGCUGCCACUGUUGUGUAGAGCCAGCAAUGGAACUGAUGCCCCAGUUCUAAGUGUUAGUGAGAGGACAGAGUUGGAGAGCGUGUUGGAGUACAUCAUAGAGAGAUUAGAAGCAGAGCAGCAAGAGCAGAUUCUCUCUCUUUGGCUGCACUAUUUCACACAUUCUCCAUCUUCUGAUUGGCCAAACCUCCAAAAUUGCUUUGCUCGUUGGUGCAAUGCAUCUCGCAAGCAGUUGCUCCUUAAUUGAAAAUUUUCAACUGGAGAUUGAAUUUUUUGGGCUACACUAUCUACUAUUAAUGUACAUUACUAGCCUGUAGGUUUCUGAGGUUCAAUCACCAGGUCUUCUAUUUUAUUUUAUUUAUUGUUGCACACACCUCUAAUGUAAAAAGGAAGCAUACAAUUCCCUUAUCGUUAUCGUUUUUUUUUUCAUUUUUGAUGUAAAGUGAACUCUAUUAUUAUUUUUGAGGGCUUAAAACGUCCAUAAAUUCCAAACUACAGAUUUAUUACAUUACGAAAUUAUUAUUA
This is a messenger RNA of Arachis duranensis, 1597 nucleotides long. RefSeq lists its product as uncharacterized. The transcript is spliced from 2 exons. Bases 93 to 1319 code for a protein of 408 amino acids. The record is from RefSeq and is a predicted model, not a curated record. Lineage: Eukaryota; Viridiplantae; Streptophyta; Magnoliopsida; Fabales; Fabaceae.